UGGGCCAUCCGAAGUCACUCCUCGUUGAUUGCAGCCUCCACCUGUAUCUCUUGACCAUGUCUCUCAUCCUAGGCCGCUCAGGCACCAGCGCCCGCAGCAUCUCCUCCGUCAGCACCAUGAGCAUGAGCGGGGGCCGACUGCAGAUAGGCGGGGGAGCCCUGUCAUCCAUCUCUGGCGGUUUCUACCAGGGCCGCUCGCCCAGCGUUUAUGGUGGCUCAGGGGGCUUUGGCACCCGCAUCUCCCAGGGCACCAUCGACCUCUCUUAUGGCAACUCGCUCGGCGUUGAUAUCAUGGGGGCUAAUGAGAAAAGCACCAUGCAGAACCUCAACGACCGCCUGGCCACCUAUCUGGAUAAGGUACGCUCUCUGGAGUCUGCCAACAGGAAGUUGGAGUUGCAAAUCAGAGAGUUCUAUGAGAAGAGGUCUUACAUUGCCAGGGACUUCACCGCCUACUUUGUCACCAUCAAUGAACUGCGAGCUCAGAUUGCAAGGAGGUAUGCAGAGAAUCAGAGCAUCAUCCUGCAGAUUGACAAUGCUCAACUGGCGGCGGACGACUUCAAAAUGAAAUAUGAGGUGGAGAUGAACACGCGUGCACUGGUGGAGUCUGAUUUGGCUCGUCUUCGAGGGGUCCGUGACAGCAUGGUUGUUGCCAUUAGUGACCUGAAAAUGCAGAUAGAGAAUCUGAAGGAUGAACUGGCACAACUCAAGCGAAUCCAUGAGGAGGAGAUGAAUGCAGCAAGGUCACAAUUCACUGGUAACAUUAAUGUCGACGUGGACAGCCCGUCGUCUGUGGACCUUUCCAAGAUCAUUCAAGAAGUGAGGGACCAGUAUGAAGCUAUGGCACUGAAGAACAAACAGGAACUGGAAAGAUGGUACCAAGCGAAGAUGGAUUCCCUCCAGUCCGAAAUCAAAAGUUACAGCACAGAUGUAAAAACCUUUUCUUCCCAACUAUCUGAGCUGAAGCGGACAUACCAGAGUUUGGAGAUCACUUAUCAGGGCAUCCUUACAGAGAUCGAAUGCCUCCGUCAGAACCUCGCCGAUACCAAGUCACGAUACAGCAGUCAGAUCAGCCAACUUCAGAUUACCAUCAACCACCUGGAGGAAGAGCUGCAGCGCCUCAAAGUGUCCAUUGAGCAACAGACGACCGAGUACCAACUGCUGCUGGACCUCAAGAUGAGGCUGGAGAGGGAGAUCGCCGAGUACCGUCGUCUGCUGGAUGGAGAAUCAUAUGAGCAGAAAAAGGCUUUGGUCAUCAGCAAGGUGGUGCAGGUGGAAGAGCGCAAGCCCCAUGUCGAGAGGAGAGUGAAGACCAUUGUGGAACAAAUCGUCGACGGAAAGGUGGUGUCCACCAGCGUGGACACUCAGAGUCAAGAUCUGUAAAUGGUUACGCAUACUCCUAAAUGAACCAUUUACUUCUCUCCUUUUGAAAAACACAACAUGAAAAAGAGCUGUGUUUACUUUCAGAUGUUCUCCUUUUCCUCAUAAAUACAUUUAUGCAGCAAAUAAAAGAGAAAUGAGCAGCAACUUGAUCAAUAUUUGGACAAAGAAAGGAAUAUGGUAAUAUUAAAAUCAAAAAAGAUGUACAUCAUGCACAUCACAAGGUGUUGCCUUCGCUAAGUAUGCACAAAAGCCAGUGUUUUGUUUUUAAAAGUAUUGUUUGGAAUAUAGUCUGCACAGAUAAAUAGCUUAAUUUGUCUGAUGGAAAAUUUUUAAUUUUGACAUGAAAACACCACUGGUACAAAAUAAAAGUGUCUUGCUGCAA
Molecule: messenger RNA, 1761 nt
Organism: Syngnathus typhle (broad-nosed pipefish)
Lineage: Eukaryota; Metazoa; Chordata; Actinopteri; Syngnathiformes; Syngnathidae
Product: keratin, type I cytoskeletal 17-like
Exons: 9
Coding region: 57-1379 (440 amino acids)
Molecular function (GO): structural molecule activity
Source: RefSeq, a predicted model, not a curated record